This is a messenger RNA of Chanos chanos (milkfish), 3723 nucleotides long. RefSeq names its product NACHT, LRR and PYD domains-containing protein 3-like. Gene Ontology annotation, molecular function: protein binding. The transcript is spliced from 14 exons. The record is from RefSeq and is a predicted model, not a curated record. Bases 1 to 3723 code for a protein of 1240 amino acids. Lineage: Eukaryota; Metazoa; Chordata; Actinopteri; Gonorynchiformes; Chanidae.
AUGGCCGAUUUGUUCCACCCACUGGCGGUGGCAGCGAUGCGGAAGGACAAACCAGAACAGGCAAAAGUAGCAAAGAAAACACGUGCCAUGGAGGAGAGAUCAGAGUCACCUACACAGAGCUGUGUGUCCAUGGAGAGUGACCGCUCAGAAGAAGGCGUCCGACCUGACCUCAAAGAGGGAGAUCUGCCCUCUGAGAAAAGAAAGCUUAUGAAGGAACACAGCUUUGUGUUCGAGGAAUGUGAACGCAUGAAAAAUCAUGCUCUCAAGAAGAAGUUUCAUGAAGAUCUAUUCUACACCUUCCUUGAACUUGAGAAAAAAGUAAUGGUAUUUAUGAAGCGUGAGCUGGACAGGUUUAAGAAAUUUCUGAAAAAAGAAAAGAUAAAAUACUCUGACAGGGAAGCAGAUGACAACUACAGAGCCAGAGAGGGGGCUCUGAACAUCACACUGCACUUUCUGAAGAAGAUGAACCACAAUGACCUCGCAGAUACUCUAGAGAAAUGUCCAAUUGAGAUGUGUCAGCGUGAGCUUAAAUCAAAUCUGAAGAGGAAGUAUGAAAGUGUGUUUGAAGGAAUAGCAAAGCAAGGGAGCUCUAAACUACUGGAAAAGAUUUACACAGACCUCUACAUCACAGAGGGCGGAAGUGGUGCAGUCAAUAAAGAGCAUGAAGUGAGACAUAUUGAGAAAGCAUCUGGGAGUCUAGAAACAGAAGAGAAACUGAUUGAGUGCAACAAUAUCUUUAAACCAUUACCUGGACAAGAAAAAAACAUCAGAACUGUGCUUACAAAGGGAGUUGCUGGCAUUGGAAAAUCAAUCUCUGUGCAGAAGUUCAUUCUGGACUGGGCAAAAGGAAAUGCAAAUCAGGACAUCGAGUUGAUUUUUCCACUUCCUUUCCGGGAGCUGAACUUGAAGAAGGAAAAAUACAGUUUUAUGGACAUUCUUCAUCAAUUUUUCCCAGAGACCAGAGGACUGAUGCUUACCAAGAAUAAGAAGUACAAAGUCCUGUUUGUCUUUGAUGGCCUGGAUGAAUGUCGACAUCCUCUGGAGUUCAAGAAAAAUGAGAUCUGGUCUGACAUAACUGCACCAACCUCAGUGGAUGUUCUUCUGACAAACCUCAUCAAGGGAAAUCUGCUUCCCUCUGCUCUCAUAUGGAUAACUACCAGACCUGCAGCAGCCAGUCACAUCCCUCCUGACUGUAUUGACCAGGUGGCCGAGAUACGCGGGUUUAAUGACACACAGAGAGAGGAGUACUUCAGAAAGAGAAUCACUGAUGAGAAACUGGCUGACAGAGUCAUCUCACACAUGAAACAAUCACGGAGCCUCUACAUCAUGUGCCACAUCCCAGUCUUCUGUUGGAUCUCAGCCACUGUUCUUGAAAGAAUAUUGGAAGAAACAGACACCACUGACAAACUGCAAACUCAAGAAUCAGACAGUACUGACAAACAGCAAAUCUUAAAGACACUAACACAAAUGUACUCGCACUUUCUGAUCUUUCAGACCAGACAAAAGACUGAGAAGUAUGGGGAGAAAUAUUAUUUGGACACACAGUGGGAUGAAAAGAGCAUUCUGGCUCUGGGACGUCUGGCUUUUCAAAACCUGUUAAGAAACAAUCUGAUUUUCACUGAAAGCGACCUAACAGAUUGUGGCAUUAGUGUGAACGACGCAUCUGUGUACUCAGGAAUGUGCACACAGAUCUUUAAAGAGGACUCUGGGGUGUUUCUUGCUACUGUGUUCUGCUUUGUGCAUCUGAGUAUUCAGGAGUUUAUUGCCGCUUUGUAUGCAUACAUGUCUAUUGACAAACACCAAAAAAAUGUUUUUGCUGACCAGGACACGUCACUGGAGAAUGAAAGUAACACAGUGACUGGAUUGCUCAAGAAAGCAGUGGAUAAGGCUUUGGAGAGUGAGAGUGGACACCUUGACCUUUUUCUCCGCUUCCUUCUUGGUCUCUCACUGGAGUCCAAUCAGAGGCUCUUACAGGGUUUACUGACACAGACAGGAGGCAGCUCAGAGGGCAAGGAAGAAAUAGUCAGAUACAUCAAGGACAAGCUCAACGAGAAUCCCUCUGCAGAGAGAUCCAUCAAUCUGUUCCACUGUCUGAAUGAACUAAAUGACAAAUCUCUAGUGGAGGAGAUCCAAAACCACCUGAGCUCUGGAAGUCUCUCUAGUGCCCAGCUCUCACCUGCUCAGUGGUCAGCUCUGGUCUUUGUGUUACUGACAUCAGAGGAGCAGAUGGAGGUGUUUGACCUUAAAAAGUUCAUCAGGUCAGAUGAGUGUCUUAAGAGACUCCUGCCAGUGGUCAAAGCAGCCACAAAAGCUUUACUGGACGACUGUGAUCUAACAAAGGAGAGCUGUUUAACUCUUACCACAGUACUCAGCUCAAACUCCUCCAGUCUGAGAGAGCUGGACCUGAGCAAGAAUAAAAUACAAGAUUCAGGAGUGCAGUUUCUUGCUUCCCAACUGAAAAAUCCACAAUGUAAACUGGAGACCCUGAGACUUUCUGACUGUAGUAUAACAGGGGAUGGGUAUGCUGAUCUGGCCUCAGCUCUGAAAUCAAACCCCUCACACCUGGUAGAGCUGGAUCUGAGAGGGAAUGACCCUGGACCAUCAGGAGUGAAGCUGCUGUCUGAUUUACUGAAGGAUCCAGCCUGUAAACUGGAGAGACUAAAGCUUAAUAACAGCAGCAUCACAGAAGAAGGCUGUGAUGCGCUGAUUUCAGCUCUCACAUCAAACCCCUCACACCUGAUAGAGCUGAAUCUGAGUGGGAAUAAACUAGGAGACUCAGGAGUGAAGCACAUCUCAGCUCUACUGGAGAAUCUAAACUGUAAACUGGAGAGACUGGAACUUUCAGACUGUAGUAUAACAGGAGAAGGAUAUUCUGCUCUGGCCUCAGCUCUGAAAUCAAAUCCCUCACACCUGGUAGAGCUGGAUUUGAGAGGAAAUGACCCUGGAGACUCUGGAGCAAAACUUCUCUCUGAUUUCUAUAAUUUACUUAAUGAUCCAAAAUGUAAACUUAAGACAUUGAGGCUUAAUGACAGCAGUAUAACAGAAGAAGGCUGUGCUGCUCUGACUUCAGCUCUGACAUCAAACCCCUCACACCUGAUAGAGCUGAAUCUGAGUGGGAAUAAACUAGGAGACUCAGGAGUGAAACAGAUUUCUGUUCUUCUAGAGAACCCACACUGUAAACUGCUGAGACUGGAGGUCACUCUUCUCACAGCUCAAUACUGUGUGACAGAUUCAGUGCAAAAAACAGUCCAACCAAUGUCAAACCCCUCACAUCUGAUAGAACUGAAUCUGAGUGGGAAUAAUCUAGAAUCAGGAGUGAAGUACAUCUCUGAUCUACUAGUGAAUCCGCAAUGUAAACUACAGAAACUGCUGCUUAAUGACAGCAGUAUAACAGAAGAAGGCUGUGCUGCUCUGACUUCAGCUCUGAUAUCAAACCCCUCACACCUGAUAGAGCUGCAUCUGAGUGGGAAUAAACUAGGAGACUCAGGAGUGAAGCCAAUCUCUGAUCUACUGGAGAAUAAACACUGUAAACUGCAGAAACUGCUACUUAAUAACUGCAGUAUAACAGGAGAGGGUUGUGCUGCUCUGACUUCAGCUCUGACAUCAAACCCCUCACACCUGAUAGAGCUGCACCUGAAAGGGAAUAAAAUAAGAAGCUCAGAAAUGAAACAGCUCUCUGCUCUAGUGGACAAUCCAGACUAUAAACUUCGGAAAGUGGAGUGA